Nipponia nippon (crested ibis) is the source of this 1536-nucleotide messenger RNA. RefSeq names its product serpin family E member 3 (gene SERPINE3). Lineage: Eukaryota; Metazoa; Chordata; Aves; Pelecaniformes; Threskiornithidae. Gene Ontology annotation, molecular function: serine-type endopeptidase inhibitor activity. Gene Ontology annotation, biological process: negative regulation of endopeptidase activity. The record is from RefSeq and is a predicted model, not a curated record.
AUGACCCAAAUGGCUCUGCCGUGUCAUUUUGCCACGUCGGAGCCACCCGCAAGGAAGCGGCCACAGCCCACGGGGCAACCGCUCAGAGCUGCACUCAAGACGGAGACGAGCAUCUGCUAUGAACAAGCCCUUGAGCACUACACGCUCCAGAUAGUGCACCAGCUCUGGGCACGUGGGGCCAUGCAAGACCUUGCUCUUCAAGGCAUCGGGUCUCAUGACUUAGUCUUUACUCCACUACCUAUUAAAGAAGGAGACAAGACGUACAUAGACAGCUUCCAUUCAGACACCCAGAAGGACACAGAAAGGCAAGACAAUUUAACAGAGCUAACUGUGAGUAAAUACGAGGCAUUAGAGGUGCUCUCUAGAGCAAAGGGCAUGGAGAACGGAAACUGCAUCUCCUAUGAUGAGCUGAAAGAGCUGAAGACUGAAUUUGCCAUCAAUCUCUACAAGCAUGUAUCCGAAGGAGAGAACAGAACCAACCUGGUAGUCUCUCCAGCAAGCGUGGCUGUUUCUUUGGAGCUGCUGCAGUUUGGAGCUCAAGGAAAUACCUUCACGGAGCUGCAGGAUGCCUUAGGGUACAACAUUCAUGAUCAAAGUGUGCAGGAUUUCUUGCAUGCAGCGUACGAAGGAGCAACCGACUCCAGCCAAGGCACAGUGGUUCAGCUGGCAUGUUCCUUCUUCGUGGACGCUGGCGUGCAGCUUUCGCCCCACUUCACUGCACGUGUUGCGCACUGGGCAAACAGCAGCCUGCAGCAAACCAACUUCACUGACCCCAGAAGAACCACAGCCCAAAUACAGGAAUGGAUCACCGGUAACCUUGGAGAGGAGGACCUGCGUGGCAUGCCGUUGGAGAGUGCUGGGUCGCCGCUCAGUCAGGUCUCCCUAGUGAGCACCAUGUACUUCAAAAGCAUGUGGCAAAAGAAGUUUUCCUUUACGGAUACCCAGAUGUUGCCUUUCACCACAGCAGAGGGCUCAACCCUGAAAGUGCCCACAAUGCAUCACACAGCUGAAGUUAACUACGGCCAAUUCCAGACUGCAGCUCUAGAGGCUUUCAGUGUGGUCGAGUUACCCUACCUGGGGGAGAAACUCAGCAUGUUCCUAGUGCUUCCCAGCCACAAAAGAACAUCUUUGUCCCAGAUUGAGUCUCGCCUUUCUGCCAAGACCAUAACCCUCUGGGCCAACAGCUUAAACAGAAUGAAGAUGGACAUUUUUCUACCUAGGUUCAGUAUUCAAAGCCUUUUUGACCUAAAGACAGUUUUUUCUGCCUUGGGAAUUAGAGACGCAUUUGAUCCCAUCACUGCUAAUUUUAAAGGUAUUUCAGAGCAAGGUAGUCUUUAUAUUUCAGAAGCUAUUCACAAAGCAGAGAUUGAAGUAACAGAAGAUGGUACGAAGGCAUCAGGAGCUACAGCAAUGGUGUUACUAAAAAGAUCUCGAACGCCUAUUUUCAAAGCAGACAGACCUUUCACGUUUUUCCUGAGACAAGCUAACACAGGUACGCAUGCUCUGCGUUUCAGUAGCGGAACCCUUCGCAAGUAG